Molecule: messenger RNA, 720 nt
Organism: Penicillium antarcticum
Lineage: Eukaryota; Fungi; Ascomycota; Eurotiomycetes; Eurotiales; Aspergillaceae
Product: chitin deacetylase CDA4
Exons: 1
Coding region: 1-720 (239 amino acids)
Biological process (GO): carbohydrate metabolic process
Cellular component (GO): membrane
Molecular function (GO): hydrolase activity, acting on carbon-nitrogen (but not peptide) bonds
Source: RefSeq, a predicted model, not a curated record
AUGUUCGCCAUCAUCACCACGUUUUGCCUUCUGAUACCCCUAUAUUGCAUAUACAAACCACCAAAGAUUAUUAUCCGCUACUUCCAACGUCGGUGGCCCGACGUGCUCUUCCACAUCCCAACAGAGAAAAAGGUGGUCGCGCUCACUAUUGACGACGCGCCAUCCGCACACUCCACUGAAAUCCUUCGUCUAUUGCAGUUGCACAAUGCAGCAGCCACUUUUUUCGUGAUUGGAUCCCAGCUCCCGGGAUAUGAAAACAUCCUGGUCGAUCUCGUACGAGCUGGCAAUGAACUCGCCAACCACGCGAUGUAUGACGAGCCAUCGCGUGCGCUGAGUGACGACGGGUUGAGAGAUCAAAUCCGUACUGUGCAUGCCCAAAUCGAAGAAGCGUAUGCUGCCUCUGGGAUCCAGACACAACCAGAAAAUUGGCUCUUUCGUCCUGGAUCGGGGUUCUUCAGUUCUCGAAUGAGAAUGGUUGUGAAGGAAUUGGGUUAUCGCUUGGUCCUUGGGGAUGUGUAUCCACAUGAUCCACAGAUUCCAUACUGGCGAUUGAAUGCAAGUCACAUUCUCAGCAUGGUCAAACCGGGAAGCAUUAUCAUCUGCCAUGACCGCAGAGAAUGGACGGUGCCAAUGCUACGGGAAGUUUUGCCGGAACUAAGUCGAAGGGGUUAUAGCGUUGUCACAAUCUCUAAAUUACUUGCAACGGAUUCUAGCCUAUGA